GAUACUUGUAUCAGGGUACUAGUCUUUUACUUGCCUCAGCAAUCACGGUGCAUUUUAGUUUUGCGCUCAUAGGAGACGCAGCCCGUGAAGACGCGCUGCCAGAGAGCCCUCCUUGAGCUUUCAACCGUACAUGGAGACAUACCUUUGUCCAUAGAGGUGCAGACUGCUGGGGCUGUCCGGUGAAGCGAUCCCGCCAUGCGUGAAUACAAGUUAGUGGUGCUAGGAUCAGGAGGUGUAGGCAAGUCUGCCCUGACGGUUCAGUUCGUACAGGGGAUCUUUGUGGAAAAGUAUGACCCGACAAUAGAAGACUCGUACAGAAAGCAAGUGGAGGUCGAUGGACAGCAAUGUAUGCUGGAAAUUCUCGACACGGCAGGAACCGAGCAAUUCACGGCUAUGAGGGACCUGUACAUGAAGAAUGGCCAAGGCUUCGCACUGGUCUACUCCAUCACGGCACAGUCAACCUUCAACGACCUCCAGGACUUGAGGGAACAGAUCCUACGAGUAAAGGACACUGAGGAUGUGCCUAUGAUCCUGGUGGGGAACAAGUGUGAUCUGGAGGACGAGCGCGUGGUGGGGAAGGAGCAGGGCCAGAACCUGGCCAGACAGUGGAACCACUGUGCCUUUUUAGAGUCCUCCGCUAAGUCAAAGAUCAACGUCCUCGACAUCUUCUAUGACCUGGUCAGACAGAUAAAUAGGAAAACGCCAGUGGAAAAGAAGAAGGCGAAAAAGAAAUCCAACUGUGUUCUGCUUUAAAGACCCCUACCCCCUGCAGCAGCUCUGAGCCAGAAUGCUGUAAUGAAGAACUGUUGCCCUGAUUGGAACGUGCCAGCAUUCCGAACAGCCCCUCCCCUCCCAAUCACCCUGCUCCUCCCUUCCCCACACACCCCUGACUCCCCCCCCUCCUCUACCCCGCACCCCAUCCUCCGCCAUCCGCCAUAAAAAGUGAAUCAGCUGACCGGUCUGUUCCCGACACGGAGACGGGGACGAGGGGGCCCAGCUCCCUCCCUCACUGUCUCUCUCUCACCUGCGAGGGACCCGUGUCAUGUGUCUCUGCAUCAGUGUUGAUUUAAACCCCGUGAACGGACAGUGUGUACAUCCAAACCACCGCAAACUCUUUAACAACAACAACCAUGACGACGACGAUGAUGAAAUAGAAAAGCCUCUUACCGCAGCUCAACUGCGGAUUCGUCGUCUGCUUACUUUGCCCUUAUUUUUAUUUUUAUAAAUUCUCUUAUUUUUAGAUGUUUGACGGAAAAAAAUAAAAAAGGAAUAAUACCAACCAUUAAGAGGGGGGGGAUAAAAAAACAAGUUAUAACGUCAAUUCAGUAUUUUUCCGUCUUGGCAAUAUGAAUAGAUUGUUGCGAAGACAUGGAAAGUGGACCUCUUUAGUUGUAUGGUUAUAAUGAAUCUUCAAAAAGCAUGAAAUACCACAUCUGUUAAAAGUGUAGAUGUCUUCAAAGUGAACUCAAGUGGAGAAGUGAAAUUUUUUUUUAGUUUUUCUUUUUAUAGCCAUGACCCGAUCCUCCAUGGCUGUCAUGUCAGUGGUAAUAGAACAACAUCCAUGUUUUGUUUUUCUUUUGUUUUCCUUUUGUUUUAGUUUUGCCCAAUUGUUCAUGGACCUUCUCUCUUCUGCAGAUAUCUCUGAAGUGACUUAAUUUUAUACUGUCACUGGGAUUUCAUAGCUCCCAUAAUAUAUUCUAAUGCCAUUUUUGCAUAAUGAUGCUUCAGAAAAAAAAUGGGUCUUUUAUAGAAGAAAUAUGGGGGGAAAUAAGGAUUGAUUUCUAUGUCUCUUGAAGCCGAAAUAUAUUAUACUAAAACCAACUCUAAUAAUGCUUCUUUUGUUUUUUUUGUUUUAUUUUUUUUUGUCAAAUGAUGUUCCAGCUUUUAUGGAUUAUUAAAGUACAUUUUAGUACAUUUUCAUUAUAUUGGUCAAUGUAUUUUUGUGAAUUAAACUUUUAUCCAAAGCG
Molecule: messenger RNA, 1967 nt
Organism: Gadus macrocephalus (Pacific cod)
Lineage: Eukaryota; Metazoa; Chordata; Actinopteri; Gadiformes; Gadidae
Product: ras-related protein Rap-1A-like
Exons: 8
Coding region: 196-753 (185 amino acids)
Biological process (GO): Rap protein signal transduction; cellular response to cAMP; negative regulation of synaptic vesicle exocytosis
Cellular component (GO): plasma membrane
Molecular function (GO): GTP binding; GTPase activity; GDP binding
Source: RefSeq, a predicted model, not a curated record